AGGGAGAGCGUGAGUGAGAAAGAAGAGAGAGAGAGAUCGCUGCGAGCCGUUUCUGGUCAUCACUCACACCAGCAGCAGCACCAGCUCGGACCUUAUAAACUCUCCAUCCCAAAUCCUGGAAUAUCAAACCGAGAAUCAUGAAGUCGGACAUAAUGCGGAUUUAUCAAGUUCUUCUGUGCGUCUUACUGUCUGUGGAUGUGGAGUGCAGGAAACAGACAUUGCAAAGGUAUCAGAAAAGUGAAAACAGCCGGCUGCUUUGUACAGACUGUCCGGAAUCUCCUCGAAUUAGGAAUCUCUCGCUGGAUGACUGCGCACACAAAUGCAACAAGAGCAAGAAGUCCUGCAGGGCAUUCUACUUUGACCACAUAAACAGGAAAUGUCACUUACUUCCCUUUGACCGUUUCUCUGAAGGCGCAAAAAGAGAGCGAAAACCCAAUUACGACCUUUAUGAGAAGAAAGACUAUGUGAAAGAGUGCAUCAUUGGGUCAGGUGUCAACUACAAGGGGAGAAGAUCAUUCACAAAGGCUGGAAUUACGUGUCAAGCCUGGAAUAUGUCCAUCCCACAUGAACACAAUUUCAAGCCUGCCAGACACAAAAAGUUUGACCUGCGUCAGAACUUUUGCCGAAACCCGGACAAUGAUCCAAGUGGACCCUGGUGCUUCACUGAACUCACUGAGACUCGGCACCAGGAAUGUGGACUGCCCCAGUGUUCAGAAGUGGAGUGUAUGAAGUGUAAUGGGGAAACAUACAGAGGGCCCAUGGAUCACACAGAGAGUGGGAAAGAGUGCCAGAGAUGGGACUCACAGAAACCUCAUAAACACACCUACCAGCCUCACAGGCAUGUAGGUAAAGGCCUGGAUGACAACUACUGCCGCAAUCCCAAUAAUGAUGUGCGUCCGUGGUGUUACACAAUGGACAAAAACACACCAUGGGAGUACUGUAACAUAAGUGUGUGUGACUCAGAUAAUGAUGUGAAAGUGGAGGUGACCACCUCUUGUUUUCUGGGUCAGGGAGAGGGUUACAGGGGUACAGUCAAUGUGACCCCUGCAGGUGUGACCUGUCAACGCUGGGACGCCCUUUUUCCUCACAACCAUUCAUACACACCUCACAACUAUAAAUGCAAGGAUCUCAGGGAGAACUUUUGCAGGAACCCCGAUGGCUCUGAAAUUCCCUGGUGUUUCACCACAGACCCAAAAGUACGCAAAGCUUUCUGUACCAACAUCCCCAGAUGUGAUUCAGAGAGCUCUGACAGCACAGAAUGUUAUGAAGACAACGGCGAGAGUUACCGUGGUAAUUUGUCGAAAACAAGAUCUGGUAUUCCUUGUGGGCUGUGGUCCGACCACACAUUCAGGAGAGAUUUGCAGUCAGCGAAGGCCAGCGCGGGCUUAGAGUUGAACUUGUGCAGGAAUCCAGACCGAGAUAAGCAUGGGCCAUGGUGUUACACGUCCAACUCCUCCAUUCCUUGGGACUACUGCGGACUAGAGCGAUGUAAAUCAUUGUUAUUGGAUGACCAUCAAAAGACAGGUGGAGGACCAAAACCAUCUUGUUUUAUACACAAAACCACACGGAUUGUUGGGGGGAUGCAGGUGCAGCGGGCAGAGGAUGGAAGCUGGGUGGUCAGCAUUCAGAAAGGGAACAAACAUUGGUGCGGUGGCUCUCUCAUCAGAGAGGAAUGGGUUCUGACUGAUCAACAGUGCUUCUCUACCUGCGUUCCUGACCUCUCGGAGUACAACGUGCAGGUGGGGCUUCUUCAUCUCAACGCGUCCACCAGCACACAGGGUCUCCGGAUCGCACAUGUGGUCUGCGGGCCCGAGGGAUCCAACUUGGCCUUGCUCAAACUCACAACGCCUGCCCCUCUCUCUGAGCAUGUGCGAACUGUGCUGCUUCCUGUCGCAGGAUGUGCUGUCGCAGAAGGCAUCUACUGCCUCAUGUACGGCUGGGGAGACACUAAAGGCACAGGUCAUGAGGGCAGUCUGAAGAUGGUGGGACUUCCAAUUGUCAGCAACAAGAGGUGUUCCCAAAGCCACAAGGGUAUUCUGCCCAUCACAGAGACCAAAAUCUGCGCUGGAGGCAAGAGAGACCAAGGCGUUUGUGAGAAAGACUACGGUGGCCCAUUGGUGUGCCAGGAAGGAGAGAGCAAGGUCAUAGUGGGUGUGAGCAUCAACGGCCGCGGAUGUGCCGUCGCUAGGCGUCCUGCCGUCUUCGUCAACGUGGCCUUCUACUCUGAAUGGAUCCGCAAAGUCUUCAAAUACUAUUCAGACUUGGAAAUAAGUUACUAGAUUAUUAUAUUUUCCACAGAUUUGGUGAAUAGAACUAAUGGUGCAUUGCGUUUUUUAGCAUCUACAACAUGAAGACCAUGGUUGCUGUAUGAUUUGUAUACAAACAACUUGGAGGCCAGAGUUUAGCUUAAAUUAAAACCACUGGAAUGGAAAGGUUGCAAGACAAGAAUAUCUGAUGUUUUCGCAAACAAACUGUGAAAAUCAGACAUCAGACAUUAUUUUUAAACCAACAAAUGGAGGAAAUGACAACUUCUGAACUCUCUAGAAGUUUGUUGUGGCUGGUGAUUUAGCCCUUAUAAAUUAAGGACAGAUGUAUAAAUGACGAAAGAAAAGCAAUUAGAAGAAACUGUGGUGUCAAUCCAUAUAAACAUAUUUGUCUCAGACCAGAGCAGAUGUUCUAAAUGUCAUUCCCUGGAGAUACUUGAAGAUGGCAAUAACCCAACGUUUCCAGACAGGACGGAGCUUUUGUUUUCACUGGGGUGCAUUUUUCAGACAUUAUCACUUGUUCACAGAUGAAUUUUCUUCAUUGUAUAUCAUUUUGAAGGCAUUUUAGGUGCAACUUAUGUUCUAAACCACUGUUUCCAAAACACCAUUUUCAACAUCAACCACUUCACAAAUCGGCAGUCUGUAUUCAUGCCUCAAUGGGAUGUUAUCACACACUUCCAGAGGGGUUUAGUGACAUUCUAAUGUUUCGCACCUUGCCUUACUCCAGUUUGGAGCGUUCUGUGGCUCCUUUGGGGCUGUUUCGUGUACUGCACUCCAAAGAGUGUGCUAAUGUCACAUCCGUAGGUCUUAUAGAUCUGAAAUUACAAACAUCUGAAGUUCUUUCCUUUCACAUGGUGUAAUAUAUCUGUCGAAAUUUUAUACGCAGUUUGCAAAGUAUUUAUUUAUAUCUUUUAUAGAUCGACUGAAGUCAUGGCAUUUCAUCCUCCAGAAGUGUUUAUUGUGUUUAAUCUGGCGUGUGGAUUUGAAACAUAACAUUUGUAAACAAAACAAACGGACGAUAUGUCUUUAAAGCAAAAUAUUGGGUCAUAACAGUGUUUCGACUCAAAGACUGCUCCCCGAAGGUUUAUAAGCCGCACAUGUGUGUGUCGCCCAUGUGGAGGGUCUUUUAAUUCCAACGUUUAGCCAAGAGUGCAAAGAUACUUCAACAAACUGCAGUACUAAAUAGAGUAAUGCAGUCGACAACAGGCAGGGUAACUGUUUUAACUGUUUAUUGCGUUUUUAAUACGAAAAUUUAUUUUAUUGUAAAUAUUAUGUUCGCUGUGUAUAUAAGGUGCCUGUUUUUUGACAUUUUAUCACUUUUCACACUUGUUUUGUAUUGUUAACACCGGUUUUGUGAUUUUGUGCGCUGCUGCCAUCAAUGGUCUUAAUAUUGAAUAUCUAGGCUGCUGUUAUUUUGAACACUAUUUUUAUAGACCGUUUUGUAUUUUCAACUUUUAAAAUGUAAGUAAAUUUACC
Onychostoma macrolepis is the source of this 3740-nucleotide messenger RNA. It is a transcript of the gene hgfa, whose product is annotated as hepatocyte growth factor a. Gene Ontology annotation, molecular function: serine-type endopeptidase activity. The coding region runs from base 138 to 2279 and encodes 713 amino acids. The transcript is spliced from 18 exons. NCBI's taxonomy places the organism in Eukaryota, Metazoa, Chordata, Actinopteri, Cypriniformes, Cyprinidae. The record is from RefSeq and is a predicted model, not a curated record. Gene Ontology annotation, biological process: proteolysis.